This is a messenger RNA of Coregonus sp. 'balchen', 29353 nucleotides long. The record is from the annotation of a GenBank genome assembly. NCBI's taxonomy places the organism in Eukaryota, Metazoa, Chordata, Actinopteri, Salmoniformes, Salmonidae.
AUGGAUACCACUAUUGGAGUCUCGUUUUUGGACCCGUUGAAUGAUUACGAGUUAAUUCAUCGUAUUGGGACUGGCACGUACGGAGACGUGUUCAAGGUGAGUCCUGAGUGGGUAAAAUGUCAGCUCGGCUUGGAGACAAGCACACAUAUGCGUUUUAAUAGGCUCCAUAUGGGUUAGGUUGUUGCGCGGUUGACUUGUCAAGUCACGUAGCCUAGCUGUUUGAAAUAUUGUUGGACUUUAUGUUGACAGGUUACAAAUUUAAAACUGCAUAGAAAAGCUACCAUACUUUUUUAUCAAUGUGUCCUUUCUCUCAAAUGUAAUCAAACUUUUACGCACGAAUUAACAUAAUAUAGGCUAUGACUGUAAGUCGCUUUGGAUAAAAGCGUCUGCUAAAUGGCAUAUUAUUAUUAUUACAAUGUCAAACUGUAUUUAUUACCACAACAUAUAAUAAGGGAUAUGCAGGUAAGGUUGGCCAUAUGGCGCCCCUGCCUACCGCUAUUUGAGAAUAAUGCGGGUAUAGGAGAGAUACAGUACGUGCCCACAUGUUAAUGAUGCUCGGUGCCUAUAAUGCCCAUACCACUGGCAGUAGUAGUUCUUCUGCUGAUCAGUAUUCAUAAUCAGGCUGGGAUGGCGUCCGGGCUGGCCUUUUAGUCCAACAUCCAUCAGUACCCUUAAAGGAACAUUUAAAAGGGCUCAAGACAUUCCAUUCCGUUGUAUUAGACCUGCUAUACACAUUUUAUUAGCUCUCCUCUCAGCAGUACUAAAAAGCUCUCAGCAAUACCUUUAUUCCUUGCUGCUAUUGUGACAGAAGAAUAGCCUGUUUCAUAGAUCACCUUUUAAGUCAGGUGGAUGCUACAAGAUUUCAAGUCUGAAGGGCACUGUGACUUUUAUCAGCACUGUUUUAUGUAUCUUGGCUAUCGACGCCUAAUUUGUUGAAAGGUCUUUUUCGAUCAGUCUCUUCUAUUUUGACUUGGUGAUUUGAGCUGCAGGAAACAAACAUCCUGUAAUCCCACCCUGAAAGUCUCAUUCAUGCAUCCUGCGAGAGAGACAGACUCAAAUCGUUGUGUGCCUCUCCUCCCCUACCCGAAACAUUUCCUAUCCAAUAAGCUACAAAUGUAAACAGACACACAAUGGACAACAUUUACUUUAAAACACAAUUAUGUUCACUUUUGGGCUAAUGAUUUAUGAACAAUUCAAAAUAUCCCUUAGAAAUGUACUUUGUUUCUCUCAGUCUCAAAGUUAUGGAAUGUGCACCCCUGCCACAUAGCGACAUGUCACUGCCCGGGCUGUGCCUGCCUGCCUGCCUGCUGUGAAUGAGGAAACUGUUACUGUCCCACAGACAAUGGCCUGUUGUCACCUCCCACUACCUCACCGUACUCCUCUUCUCCUCCACUGUUCUGUUUCUCCAGCCUUAGUGUAGCUGCCUGGAGGUCAGGGGUCAAACCACUGGCCCUGUGACCUAGUGGGCUCUCUGACUGUGUGAACAUUCAAGGUGACCAUUGUUCACAAGAUCCACGAAACUUCUAGCUACUCAGCUGAGGGCUCAGUUUUCAAGUGAGUGACCUUUUGCGGCUAUGUAAAUAAUAGAAAGUAUGUCACUCACCGCAUAGUCAAGAAUGGUUAGAUUUCCUGAUAAUCGCAAAGACCCCAUUAGGUGGUUUCUUUUAUGAGUGAAUAGUUCCUUUUGUCUUGCAUUCUGGUGUGGAUGAGGUGUACGUACUUACAUUCAUAUUUAUAUACUUGUUAUGACCUGACUGAGAUUGCCUGAGGUUCGAUGGUGGGGGAAACCCACAAAACAGAAAAACGUUUCACAAACCAGCAGCAGCACUGUAUAGCUCAGUCACACACACACACACACACACACACACACACACACACACACACACACACACACACACACACACACACACACACACACACACACACACACACACACUACCAUUUGGGCUGUUGCUGCAGUUGUGGGCCUAUCUAUCUCUCACUGAAUAUCAUUAAUGGUUUGAGGCCAGUUUAAUGCAACACGCAUCUGAAAUGAUCAUACGGAAAAGCUCUGUGUUUUUGUUGUAUGUAAUUUCCACUCUGAUUCAAUCAAGCUUUGUGAGAAUGAACUUUUGGAACCUUGAUCAAAGUGGUGGUGAAGUUUCUUUUCAUUCCCAUUGUCUGUAACUCUAUCCCACAACAAACUGUUAUUUCAGGCUGGCCAGUGACGAACCUUAAAGAGACAUUACUGUCACUUUAGUCACAGGAAGUGCUCUGGUAUAACAGUGGGGGAAAAAACAGGAAUUCGGUGUAGCCAAGCAUCAUGUUUUGUUUACAGGCAACCUGAUGGCCCUUAGGCUGAUUCUAUGCUUGUUUUUAAUAGGUAGAGCUAAGGACCUUAAAACCUGACUUCACUUCAACGUUUGACCUUUCUGAAAGAAUGGGAGCAAUACAUAUUUACAGGAUAAACCAGGAGGAAAUGAUGGAUGUUGUAAACAACAUCCUUUGGAUUCAAAAGCAGGGACUUUUCCCUCAGCACUUCUUACGUAACGGCUGAUGUCCCAAUAUAAACCAUGUCGCUGACCUUGACACUUAAGGCUCUAGGUCUGUCAUAAGCGUCAAUACAGGACCAAGAUCAAAUCCUACUACACUGGCUUUGAUGCUCAUUGGAGGUGGCAGGGCUUGCAAACUAUCACGGAUUACAAAGGGAAACCCAGCCGCGAGCUGUCCAGUGACGCAAGCCUACCAGACGAACUAAAAACCUUCUAUGCACUGAACCAUGCAUGAGAGCACCAGCUGUUCCGGAUGACUCUGUGAUCAACGCUCACCGUAGCCAAUGUGAGUAAGACCUUUAAACAGGUUAACAUUCACAAGGGCGGAUGGAUUUACCAGGACGCAUACUCAGAGCAUGCACUGACCAGCUGGCAAGUGUCUUCACUAACAUUUUCAACCUCUCCCUGACCCAGUCUGUAAUACCUACAUGUUUCAAGCAGACCACUAUAGUCCCUGUGGCCAAGAACGCCAAGGUAACCUGUCUAAAUGACUAUUGUCCCGUAGCACUCACAUCUGUGGCCAUGAAAUGCUUUGAAAGGCUGUUCAUGGCUCACAUCAACACCAUCAUCCCAGACACCCUGGAGAGCUUCAAGUUCCUCGGUGUCCACAUCACUAAGGACCUAUCAUUGUCCAAACACACCAACAUAGUCGUGAAGAGGACAUGACAACGCCUCUUCCCCCUCAGGAGGCUGAAAAGAUUUGUCAUGGGCCCUCAGAUUCUCAAAAAGUUAUACAGUUGCACCAUUGAGAGCAUCUUGACUGGCUGCAUCACCGCUUCGUAUGGCAACUGCUUGGCGUCCGACCACAAGGCGCUACAGAGGGUAAUGUGUACGGCCCAGUACAUAACUGGGGAUGAGCUCCUUGCCAUCCAGGCCCUAAAAAUGGUCUCCAGCAACCCAAGUCAUAGACUCUUCUUUAUGCUACCGCACGGCAAGCUGUACCAGAGUGCCAAGUCUGGAACCAAAAGGCUCCUGAAAAAGCUUCUACCCCAAAGCCACAAGACUGCUGAACAGUUAAUCAAAUGGCUACCCAGACUAUUUGCAUUGACACCCUUUUUCUUUGAAAUGACAUUCUUGCACUGGCUCUAUGCACACUCACUGGACUCUACCCACACACUCACACAUACUACACUGACACACCAACACACACACACACACACACACUCACACACUACAUACGCUCACACACACACAACAUUUCCCCACAUUUUGUUACACUACAGCCUUAUUCUAAAAUGUAUACAAUUGUUUUUUCCCCUCAUCAAUCUACACACAAUACCCCAUAAUGACAAAGCAAAAACCGGUUUAUAGGCAUUUUUGCAAAAUUAUAAAGAAAUAAAAAACGGAACUAUCACAUUCCCAUAAAUAUUCAGACCCUUUACUCAGUACUUUGUUGAAGCGCCUUUGGCAGCGAUUAUAGCCUCGAGUCUUAUUGGGUAUGACGAUACAAGCUUUGCACACACCUGUAUUUGAGGAGUUUCUCCCAUUCGUCUCUGCAGAUCCUCUCAAGCUCUGUCAGGUUGGAUGGGGAGAGUCGCUGCACAGCUAUUUUCAGGUCUCUCCAGAAAUGUUCAAUCGGGUUCAAGUUCGGGCUCUGGCUGGGCCACUCAAGGACAUUCAGAGACUUGUCCCAAAGCCACUCUUGCGCUGUCUUGGCUGUGUGCUUAGGGUCGUUGUCCUGUUGGAAGGUGAACCUUCGCCCCAGUCUGAGGUCCUGAGCGCUCUGGAGCAGGUUUUCAUCAAGGAUCUUUCUGUACUUUGCUCCGUUCAUCUUUCCCUCGAUCCUGACUAGUCUCCCAGCCCCUGCCGCUGAAAAACUUCCCCACAGCAUGAUGCUGCCACCACCAUGCUUCAUUGUAGGGAUGGUGCCAGGUUUCCUCCAGUCGUGACGAUUGGCAUUCAGGCCAAAGAGUUCAAUCUUGGUUUCAUCAGACCAGAGAAUCUUGUUGCUCAUGGUCUGAGAGUCCUUUAGAUGCCUUUUGGCAAACCAAGUGGGCUGUCGUGCCUUUUGCUGAGGAGUGGCUUCCGUCUGGCCACUCUACCAUAAAGGCUUGAUUGGUGUAGUGCUGCAGAGACGGUUGUCCUUCUGAAAGGUUUCUCCCAUCUCCACAGAGGCACUCUGGAGCUCUGUCAGCGUGACCAUCAGGUUCUUGGUCACCUCCCUGACCAAGGCCCUUCUCCCCCGAUUACUCAGUUUGGCCGGGCGGCCAGCUCUAGGAAGAGUCUUGGUGGUUCAAAACUUGUUCCAUUUAAGAAUGAUGGAGGCCACUGUGUUCUUGGGGACCUUCAAUGCUGCAGAAAUGUUUUGGUACCCUUCCCCAGAUCUGUUCCUCGACACAAUCCUGUCUCGGAGCUCUACGGACAAUUCCUUCGACCUCAUGGCUUGGUUUUUGCUCUGACAUGUACUGUCAACUGUGGGACCUUAUAUAGACAGGCGUGUGCCUUUCAAAAUCAUGUCCAAUCAAUUGAACUCCAAUCAAGUUGUAGAAACAUCUCAAGGAUGAUCAAUGGAAACAGGAUGCACCUGAGCUCCAUUUCUAGUCUCAUAGCAAAGGGUCUGAAUACAUGUAAAUAAGGUAUUUUAAUUUUUACUUUUUUAGUACAUUUGCCAAAAUGUCUAAAAAUCUGUUUUGGAUUUGUCAUGAUGGGGUAUUGUGUGUUUUAGAAUAAGGCUGUAACAAAAUAUGGAAAAAGUGAAGGGCUCUGAAUACUUUCCGAAUGCACUGUACGUACACACAUGCAUAUUGACGCCACACAGACACACACACUUAGAUACUCUUUCACACUCUUCACAUACGCUGCUGCUGCUACUCUAUUUAUUAUCUAUCCUGACUGCUUAGUCACUUUUACCUCUACCUACAUGUACAGUGGGGGAAAAAAGUAUUUAGUCAGCCACCAAUUGUACAAGUUCUCCCACUUAAAAAGAUGAGAGAGGCCUGUAAUUUUCAUCAUAGGUACACGUCAACUAUGACAGACAAAAUGAGAAAAAAAAAUCCAGAAAAUCACAUUGUAGGAUUUUUAAUUAAUUUAUUUGCAAAUUAUGGUGGAAAAUAAGUAUUUGGUCACCUACAAACAAGCAAGAUUUCUGGCUCUCACAGACCUGUAACUUCUUCUUUAAGAGGCUCCUCUGUCCUCCACUCGUUACCUGUAUUAAUGGCACCUGUUUGAACUUGUUAUCAGUUUAAAAGACACCUGUCCACAACCUCAAACAGUCACACUCCAAACUCCACUAUGGCCAAGACCAAAGAGCUGUCAAAGGACACCAGAAACAAAAUUGUAGACCUGCACCAGGCUGGGAAGACUGAAUCUGCAAUAGGUAAGCAGCUUGGUUUAAAGAAAUCAACUGUGGGAGCAAUUAUUAGGAAAUGGAAGACAUACAAGACCACUGAUAAUCUCCCUCGAUCUGGGGCUCCACGCAAGAUCUCACCCCGUGGGGUCAAAAUGAUCACAAGAACGGUGAGCAAAAAUCCCAGAACCACAUGGGGGGACCUAGUGAAUGACCUGCAGAGAGCUGGGACCAAAGUAACAAAGCCUACCAUCAGUAACACACUACGCCGCCAGGGACUCAAAUCCUGCAGUGCCAGACGUGUCCCCCUGCUUAAGCCAGUACAUGUCCAGGUCCGUCUGAAGUUUGCUAGAGUGCAUUUGGAUGAUCCAGAAGAGGAUUGGGAGAAUGGCAUAUGGUCAGAUGAAACCAAAAUAGAACUUUUUGGUAAAAACUCAACUCGUCGUGUUUGGAGGACAAAGAAUGCUGAGUUGCAUCCAAAGAACACCAUACCUACUGUGAAGCAUGGGGGUGGAAACAUCAUGCUUUGGGGCUGUUUUUCUGCAAAGGGACCAGGACGACUGAUCCGUGUAAAGGAAAGAAUGAAUGGGGCCAUGUAUCGUGAGAUUUUGAGUGAAAACCUCCUUCCAUCAGCAAGGGCAUUGAAGAUGAAACGUGGCUGGGUCUUUCAGCAUGACAAUGAUCCCAAACACACCGCCCGGGCAACGAAGGAGUGGCUUCGUAAGAAGCAUUUCAAGGUCCUGGAGUGGCCUAGCCAGUCUCCAGAUCUCAACCCCAUAGAAAAUCUUUGGAGGGAGUUGAAAGUCCAUGUUGCCCAGCGACAGCCCCAAAACAUCACUGCUCUAGAGGAGAUCUGCAUGGAGGAAUGGGCCAAAAUACCAGCAACAGUGUGUGAAAACCUUGUGAAGACUUACAGAAAACGUUUGACCUGUGUCAUUGCAAACAAAGGGUAUAUAACAAAGUAUUGAGAAACUUUUGUUAUUGACCAAAUACUUAUUUUCCACCAUAAUUUGCAAAUAAAUUCAUUAAAAAUCCAACAAUGUGAUUUUCUGGGGGAAAAAAAUCCUCAUUUUGUCUGUCAUAGUUGACGUGUACCUAUGAUGAAAAUUACAGGCCUCUCUCAUCUUUUUAAGUGGGAGAACUUGCACAAUUGGUGGCUGACUAAAUACUUUUUUCCCCCACUGUACAUAUUACCUCAGUUACCUCAACUACCUUGUAGCCAUGCACAUUGACUCUGUACCGGUACUCCUUGUAUGUAGCCUCUUUAUAGUUAUUUUAUUGUAUUACUAUUUCCUUUAUUUAUUUGAUUUUGCAAAUAUUUUCUUACUUUUUAACUCUGCAUUGUUGGGAAAGGGCUCGUAAGUAAGCAUUUCACGGUAAAGUCUACACCUGUUAUAUUCGGCGCAUGUGACAAAUACAAUUUGAUUUGAGGGUGCUAUUUCGGACGCACCCUGGGACUGUGUAGAACAGACAGACCUCUCACCAACAGACCUCUCACCAACAGACCUCUCACCAACAGACCUCUCACCAACAGACCUCUCACCAACAGACCUCUCACCAACAGACCUCUCACCAACAGACCUCUCACCAACAGAACCCUCACCAACAGACCUCUCACCAACAGACCUCUCACCAACAGACCUCUCACCAACAGACCUCUCACCAACAGACCUCUCACCAACAGAACCCUCACCAACAGAACCCUCACCAUCCAGCACACCCUGUCUCCUGCUGUUGUAUCAAUCCAAGGUGAAGCUGAAGGUCAGAGAUAACAGGUGACCAGCCGGGCCAGAAAACCAGGAACUAACUAAUAUUGGGUCUUUUAUCAUCAAGAUGGCUGACUAUGGGGUUUGGGUCUUGGAUGGAUGCCCAGGGCUUCCUAUAGUGAUGUGAGGAAUGUGGCAGACCUCCAAACAGAGAUGAAAAUUCAUUUAGAAACAAGCUAGAGAGAAAACAGAUAAUAGACUGUUGUAAAUAGAGCAAUUGCAAGGAGUCAUCAGCAAGUUGAUGCAAUAGCCGUAAGGAAACAUUGAUUACUGUUGGUUUUGUUCCACUCUAAUGGGGUCUAGUGCUGACUAAUAUAUGGCGUUCUGUAGCCUGUAUACUCUGUAGCAAAGUUCACAGGAAAGUUCACACUAGUAAUCACUCGCAGCUAACUUUACCCUUUCUUUCAGGCUCGCAACAUCAGGAGUUCAGCAAUGGCAGCCAUCAAAAUAGUAAAACUGGAUCCUGGUAAGUGAACAGCUCAGUGUUGUCAGACCUGUAUUAUGGGUAAUUUCUUGCAUGUUUUGCCUUCAUGCAUACUUUGUGUAGUUAUUCUUAACAAUUUUUAAACAAUCUAUUGUGUGUGUGAUACAGUGAGUUAACUACUACUAGUAUUAGCAGCAGCAGCAGUAGUAGUAGUAGUUCUAGUACUACUAGCAGCAGUAGUAGUAGUAGUUCUAGUACUACUAGUAGCAGUAGUAGUAGUAGUUCUAGUACUACUAGUAGCAGUAGUAGUAGUAGUUCUAGUACUAGUAUCAGUAGUAGUAGUAGUUCUAUUAGUAGUAUCAGUAAUAGUAGUAGUUCUAUUACUAGUAUCAGUCGUAGUAGUAGUAGUAGCAACAAUAGUAGUAGUAGUAGUAGUAGUAGUAGUAAUAGUAGUACUAGUAGUAGUAGUAUUAGCAGCAGUAGUAGUAGCAGUAGCAGCAGUAGCAGUAGUAGCAGCAGUAGCAGUAGUAGUAGUAGUAGUAGUAGUAGUUAUAGUACUAAUAUCAGUGUUAGUGUUGAGAUGUCAGGAAAUACAUUGCCUAAAUCUGUGUGUCUCUGAUUGGUCACGUGACCUGCAUGCUCUCUGUUCAGGUGAUGACAUCACAUCCAUCCAGCAGGAGAUCACUAUGAUGAAGGAAUGUAAACACAAGAACAUUGUGGCCUAUUUCGGCAGCUAUCACAGGUACAUGUUUAAGUUUCAUGAGAGUCCACGUCCAUCCAUGGAAUUCCUUGGAUUGUGAGUGUUCUUGGAUGUGUUCUUUGAUGUGUCGAAUUCCACUAUUAUCUCAAACAGCCACUACUAGGACACAGAAUGCAACAUUCUCUCCCACACCACAGAUAAUAUAGCGCUCAAAAUGAAGUUGAUACAUACAAAAAAGUUAUGUUGUUGAUAGAGGUCACUAACAAACACAUAGGGAGAAACAUACAAUAUGCACGCGCACACAUACACACACACACUGUCACUGACUUUAAAAUUGAUUUAGCUCAAGGUUUUCUCCUUUUUAGGGUCGUUACCUCUGUAACAUUUCAAGAUCAGAUAAUAAUGUGAUUUGUUUGGAUUGUAAAACUCUUCGACUCAGUUCUCUACAGCCAAGUUCUCAGAAAUCUGUCUAAAAAUGACCUAUAAUCCAUAUUUGGAUGUAAACACCCUUUUUUAGUCUGGAAAGCCAAAGGAACAGAAGGCAUUGACAAAAGACUGAUAAUAAAACUGUGUAUCUCUAAUUUUUGCAGGAACACUAAAUUAUGGAUAUGCAUGGAGUACUGUGGAGGGGGGUCGUUACAAGACAUUUACCACGGUACGCACAGCUAAAACAGAAUUUACCCGACUUGAAAGUCAUCGAUGUUCCACCCUCCCUUGUAUGUGCCAUUAAUCUCAGGUCUCUACUGGUAUUUCCACAGUGACUGGGCCGUUCAAGGAGAAGCAGAUAGCCUACAUCUGCAGAGAAACCCUCCAGGUUAGUCAGUCAUAUAAGAUAUGAGCUCUGUCACUUUCCUAACUGGGGGAUACAGUCACAGUAUAAUCACACGUCUUUCUAACCACAGGAAAGCGAUGCAUCAAGUUUCGUGGCACCACACACAGCACAGCAACAUAACAUUACCUCCCUUAUUCAUGUCAGCAGUUUGUGUUUGUUGCCAGGGCCAGCUCUAGCCUUUUGGGAGAUUUGGUUAGACUAACCUACCAAUCAAAAAAUGUUUUGCUGACAUGGCUAAUUGAGUGACUGUCAGUGACUGGCUAAACAAGUGAAAAACUUCUGAUGCACAACCAAAUUUCAAAUGCACAACCAAAACUCUUAACAGUAAGUUGAGACCUAGACUGAGUUCCCCAAAAAUAUGUAUUCUUUUUUGAAGGGGAGGUCGGGGGCCCACUAUGGGCCGGGGGCCCUAAGUGACUGGCUAUGUUGCUUAUGCCUGGAGCCAGCCCUGUUUGUUGUGUUGCUUAUGCCUGGAGCCAGCCCUGUUUGUUGCUCACUGUUGUGUUGUGACUGGCUCCAUAAAAUCAAAUCAAAUGAAAUUAUAUUUGUCACAUGCGCUGAAUACAACAGGUGUAGACCUUACAGUGAAAUGCUUACUUACAAGCCCUCAACCAACAAUGCAGUUUUAAGAACAAAUAAGUGUUAAGAAAGUAUUUACUAAAUAAACUGAAGUAAACAAUAAAUAAAUAAAAAUGGAAAAAUAAUAAUUAAAGAGCAACAAUAAAAUAACAGUAACGAGGCUGCUUGUAGGGAGAGAUGGGCAGUAUUUCUGUUACGUCUAUUUGAAAUUAGUAUUAGUAUUUCAAUUACUUUUGAUUAUUUUGUAGUUUGUCUUUCAGUGGCCUAAACUACAGUCCAAUGUAUUUUGUAACAAGAUACUUUAAAGAGCUGUAUUUUGUAUUUUCUAAAUACUUUUCAACAGUCUUGAUAGAAAAUAAUAUAGGGUCUAUUUCUAUGUAUUGUAAUUCAAUACAAUACUUAGCAAAAGUAUUUUGUAUUUUAUUUUGAUACAUUUGUCUUUAGGAUAUUUUGGAAUUGUAUUUUGUAUUUUUUUGCCCAUCUCUGCUAAUGAUGAGGUUGAGAGAUUUGUCAAGCUGAUUCUGUGUUUUUUUUUUUGACAGGGUUUGUACCACCUGCAUGAGACAAGUAAAAUGCAUAGGGACAUAAAGGUAUAAUUUUGACAUAGCUGUAUGUUAUUGUUGUCAGUCUGUGGCUCUUCUGUCUUUAUAUCUUUGUGAGCUUGUGUGUGUGUGUGUGUGUGUGUUGUGUGUGUGUGUGUGUGUGUGUGUGUGUGUGUGUGUGUGUGUGUGUCCAUCUGUCUAUAGGGAGCGAAUAUCCUCAUCACAGAACGAGGAGACAUCAAACUGGGUCAGUGAACAUCUAUUCUAUACCAUCUAUCAUACACACACACACACACACACACACACACACACACACACACACACACACACACACACACACACACACACACACACACACACACACACACACACACACACACACACACACACACACACACACACACACACACACACACACACACACACACACUGUCUGCGAAAACGUUGAGGUUAACUAGCGUGCUAAAAACAAACCACUCAUAAGACAUAUUGGAUUCUGGAUUCGGUCUCCCUCAGCGACUAGACUGUCUCUCACUCUCUGUCUCUGUUUCCCUGUAGCCGAUUUUGGAGUUGCUGUCUCUCACUCUCUGUUUCCCUGUAGCUGAUUUUGGAGUUGCUGCAGAGAUCAGUGUUUCUGUAGCCAAGAGGAAGUCUUUUAUAGGAACACCCUACUGGUAAGAUAACUGAACUCAAACCACCACCUUCAACGUUAUGACUCUAAUUGAAAACAUAUAUACUUCCUGCUUACUUUCACCGUAUCAGUUAACUUCUUUAUGCAGACACUGAUUGGUCUGUUCUUUAUGCAGACACUGAUUGGUCUGUUCUUUAUGAAGACACUGAUUAGUCUGCUUUAAGCAGACACUGAUUGGUCGGUUCUUUAUGCAGACACUGAUUGGUCGGUUCUUUAUGCAGACACUGAUUGGUCUGGUCAUAGUCAUACAUGUGUCUUCUAACAGAACAAACUUUCAGGAUCAUUAUGAAAUGAUAAUAUUUUAUAUACAUGCUCAUGACAAGUCUUACAAUGCAUUAUAACUAUUAUAAUACUAAUUUCAUCUGGCUGGUAUUUAUGUACCCAUGCCAGGAUGGCACCGGAGGUGGCAGCAGUGGAGAAGAAGGGCGGGUACAACCAUCUGUGUGACAUCUGGGCAGUGGGCAUCACGGCCAUCGAGCUGGCAGAGCUCCAGCCGCCAAUGUUUGACCUCCACCCUAUGAGGUGAGACACAGACACAGGCACAGGCACAAACACAGACACAGACACAAACACAAACACAGACAGAGACACAGACACAGACACAGACAUACAGAGGCACAGACACAGACACAGACACAGACACAGGCACUGGCACAAACAGAGACAGAGACAGAGACAGACAGAGACACAGACAGGCAGAAACAGAUCCAGAUAUCCAGGCAGAAACAGGGACACAGACUUGGCUCCAUACCAAUCCCCUCUGGACUCUAGCCUUAACCUCAACAAUAAAUAGUUUCCAUUCUAUCCCUUUUUCCUUCGCUCCUUUAGAUCCACCAAAGUUGGAUAAAAGAGAGAGAGAUGAAGAUAGAUAUGUGUUAUGUGGGUUAUCCACAUACCUCAAUAUGGUAUAAUAGCUUGGUGUGUGACUCAACUAUUUCCCACACUUUGGUAGCACAUGUGUUUGUGCUUCAGACAACCCCCUCUGUAGUGCUCAUUGUUAUGCCAAACAUGUCAGCGAAUGACAAAGGAGUUGGCUUAAGCACAUUAUAAACAGAUCUCUACAACCAGGCUAGGUUUUCCACCGUGUUGACAUUUCAAACUAUUAAAACUGUGUUCCAGAGCCUUGAUGUUGAUGUCAAAAAGCAGCUUCCAGCCUCCCAGGCUCAAGGACAAGACCAAGUGGUGAGAUGAACAUGAUUACACCGUAUUCCCAAAACAAUUCAGACAUCUCACAAUGCAUCAUCCGUGCCAUAGCUGUACUCUAAAACCAUCCUCCUGACACUAGACUGUUCUUUGAACGAGGCAUCCAUGUCCUCUAGGAUGUGAAUGUGUUUCUGCUGUCUCAUCUCUCUCGCCCUCCCCCUCUCUCUCUCUGAAGGUCUGCAGGGUUCCAGAGCUUCGUGAAGAUGUCCCUCAUUAAGAACCCAAGGAAGAGGCCGUCGGCCGAGACCUUACUGCAGGUACACUACUGUGCACUCUGCUCAACUCUCUCUUUCCCUGAGGCAUUAUUAAUUAAGCAAUAAGGCACGAGGGGGUGUGGUAUAUGGCCAAUAUACCACGGCUAAGCGCUGUUCUUAUGUACGACGCAACGCGGAGUGCCUGGAUACAGCCGUUAACCUUAUUGCUAUUAUAAACUGGUUACCAAUGUAAUUACAACAGUAAAAAUGAAUUUUUGGUCAUACCUGUGGUAUAUGGUCUGAUAUACCACAGCUUUCAGCCAAUCAGCAUUCAGGGCUCGAACCACCUGGUUUAUUUACAUUUACAUUACAUUUACGUCAUUUAGCAGACGCUCUUAUCCAGAGCGACUUACAAUAAGGAACAGCCCCUGAAAGACAAUCAAUACUCCCCAUUGUUAUAGACAGAGCCUCUGGGGGCGCCGGAGAAUGGCUGCCGUUUUACGGGCUCCUAACCAACUGUGCUAUUUUGUGUGUUUUUUUCGCAUUGUUUGUAACUUAUUUUGUACAUAAUGUUGCUACUACCAACUCUUAUGACCGAAAAGAGCUUCUGGAUAUCAGAACAGCGAUUACCCACCUUGAACUGGACGAAGAUUUUUUCUUUAAUGAGUCCGACGCGAAGGAUAUACUGCUUCUCUGAGACCAGGCCCAAAUCCCCCAUCAUUCGCGUGAAAAAAAGACAGAAAUACAGGGAGCGGAGAUCGGGGUGCCUUGUGAGAAUAUGUCGGGGAGUUGAUAACCCUCCUCUACCAUCCGUUCUAUUGGCCAACGUGCAAUCAUUGGAAAAUAAACUGGAUGAUCUCCGCUCGAGACUAUCCUACCAACGGGACAUUAAAAACUGUAAUAUCUUAUGUUUCACCGAGUCGUGGCUGAACGACGACACGGAUAAUAUUCAGUUGGCUGGGUUUUCCGUGCAUCGGCAGGACAGAACAGCUACGUCUGGUAAGACGAGGGCUGGGGGUGGGUGUCUAUUUGUCAAUAAUAGCUGGUGCGCGAUGUCUAAUAUUAAGGAGGUAUCGAGGUAUUGCUCGCCUGAGGCAGAGUACCUCAUGAUAAACUGUAGACCACACUAUCUACCAAGAGAGUUUUCAUCUAUAUUUUUUGUAGCCGUCUAUUUACCACAACAAACCGAUGCUGGCACUAAGACCGCACUCAACGAAAUGUAUAAGGCCAUAAGCAAACAAGAAAAUGCUCAUCCAGAAGCGGCGUGCCUAGUGGCCGGGGACUUUAAUGCAGGCAAACUUUAAAUCAGUUUUACCUAAUUUCUACCAGCAUGUCACAUGUGCAACCAGAGGAAUUAAACUCUAGAUCACCUUUACUCCAUAUACAGAGACGCAUACAAAGCUCUCCCUCGCCCUCCAUUUUGCAAAUCUUGACCAUAAUUCUAUCCUCCUGAUUCCUGUUUACAAGCAAAACCUAAAGCAGGAAGUACCAAGUGACUCACUCAAUAACGGAAGUGUGUCGAUGACACGGAUGCUACGCUACAGGACUGUUUUGCUAGCACAGACUGGAAUAUGUUCCGGGAGGAGUAUACCACCUCAGUCACUGGCUUCAUCAAUAAGUGCAUUGACGAUGUCGUCCCCACAGUGACCGUACAUACAUAUCCCAACCUGAAGCCAUGGAUUACAGGCAACAUCUGCACCGAGCUAAAGGCUAGAGCUGCCGCUUUCAAGGAGCAGGACACUAAUCCGGAUGCUUAUAAGAAAUCUUGCUAUGCCCUCAGACGAACCAUCAAACAGUCAAAGCUUCAAUACAGGACUAAGAUUGAAUCCUGCUACACCUGCUCUGACUCUCGUCGGAUGUGGCAGGGCUUGCAACCUAUUACGGACUACAAAGGGAAACCCAGCCGCAAGCUGCCAAGUGACGCAAGCCUACCAGAUGAGCUAAAUUACUUUUAUGCUCGCUUCGAGGCAAGCAACACUGAAGCAUGCAUGAGAGCACCAGCUGUUCCAGAUGACUGUAUGAUCACGCUCUCCGUAGCCGAUGUGAGCAAGACCUUUAAACAGGUCAACAUUCACAAGGCCGCGGGGCCAGACAGAUUACCAGGACAUGUACUCAGAGCAUGAGCGGACCAACUGGCAAGUGUCUUCACUGACAUUUUCAACCUCUCCCUGACCGAGUCUGUAAUACCUACAUGUUUCAAGCAGACCACCAUAGUCCCUGUGACCAAGAAAGCGAAGGUAACCUGCCUAAAUGACUACUGCCUCCUAGCACUCACGUCGGUAGCCAUGAAGUGCUUUGAAAGGCUGGUCAUGGCUCACAUCAACACCAUCAUCCCGGAAACCCUAGACCCACUCCAAUUCGCAUACCGCCCCAACAGAUCCACAUAUGACGCAAUCUCAAUCACACUCCACACUGCCCUUUCCCACAUGGACAUUAGGAACACCUAUGUGAGAAUGCUGUUCAUUCACUACAGCUCAGCAUUCAACACCAUAGUGACCACAAAGCUCAUCACUAAGCUAAGGACCCUGGGACUGAACACCUCCCUCUGCAACUGGAUCAUGGACUUCCUGACGGACCGCCUCCAGGUGGUAAGGGUAGGCAACAACACAUCUGCAACGCUGAACCUCAACACGGGGACCCCUCAGGGGUGCGUGCUAAGUCCCCUCCCGUACUCCCUGUUCACCCACGACUGCGUGGCCAAGCACGACUCCAACACCAUCAUUAAGUUUGCUGAUGACACAACAGUGGUAGGCCUGAUCACCGACAACGAUGAGACAGCCUAUAGGGAAGAGGUCAGAGACCUGGCAUUGUGGUGCUGACAACAACCUCUCCCUCAACGUGAGCAAGACAAAGGAGAUGAUCAUAGACUACAGGAAAAGGAGGGCUAAACAUGUCCCCAUUCACAUCGAUGGGGCUGUAGUGGAGAGGGUUGAGAGUUUCAAGGUCCUCGGUGUCCACAUCACCAACAAACUAUCAUGGUCCAAACACACCAAGACAGUUGUGAAGAGCGCACGACAACACCUUUUCCCCCUCAGGAGACUGAAAAGAUUUGGCAUGGGUCCCCAGAUCCUCAGAAAGUUCUACAGCUGCACCAUCGAGAGCAUCCUGACCGGUUGCAUCACUGCCUGGUAUGGCAACUGCUCGGCAUCUGAUUAUAAGGCGCUACAGAGGGUAGUGCGUAUGGCCCAGUACAUCACUGAGGCCAAGCUUCCUGCCAUCCAGCACCUGUAUACCAGGCGGUGUCAGAGGAAGGCCCAACAGUCAUAGACUGUUCUCUCUGCUACCGCACGGCAAGCUGUACUAGAGCGCCAAGUCUAGGUCCAAAAGGCUCCUUAACAGCUUCUACCCCCAAGCCAUAAGACUGCUGAACAAUUAAUCAAAUGGCCACCCGGACUAUUUACAUUUACACCCCUUUGAUUUUACUCUGCUGCUACUCACUGUUUAUUAUCUAUGCAUAGUCACUUUACCCCUACCUACAGUUGAAGUCAGAAGUUUACAUACACCUUAGCCAAAUACAUUUAAACUCAGUUUUUCACAAUUCCUGACAUUUAAUCCUAGUAAAAUUUCUUAGGUCAGUUAGGAUCACCACUUUAUUUUAAGAAUGUGAAAUAUCAGAAUAAUAGUAGAGAGAAUGAUUUCUUUCAGGUUUUAUUUCUUUCAUCACAUUCCCAGUGGGUCAGAAGUUUACAUACACUCAAUUAGUAUUUGGUAGCAUUGCCUUUAAAUUGUUUAACUUGGGUCAAACGUUUCGGGUAGCCUUCCACAAGCUUCCCACAAUAAGUUGGGUGAAUUUUGGCCCAUUCGUCCUGACAGAGAUGGUGUAACUGAGUCAGGUUUGUAGGCCUCCUUGCUCACACACACUUUUUCAGUUCUGCCCACACAUUUUCUAUAGGAUUGAGGUCCUUAAGCCAUUUUGCCACAACUUUGAAAGUAUGCUUGGGGUCAUUGUCCAUUUGGAAGACCCAUUUGUGACCAAGCUUUAACUUCCUGACUGAUGUCUUGAGAUGUUGCUUCAAUAUAUCCACAUAAUUUUCCAUCCUUAUGAUGCCAUCUAUUUUGUGAAGUGCACUAGUCCACCCUACAGCAUGAUGCUGCCACCCCCGUGCUUCACGGUUGGGAUGGUGUUCUUCGGCUUGCAAGCAUCCCCCUUUUCCCUCCAAACAUAACGAUGGUCAUUAUGGCCAAACAGUUCUAUUUUUGUUUCAUCAGGCCAGAGGACAUUUCUCCAAAAAGUACAAUCUUUGUCCCCAUGUGCAGUUGCAAACCGUAGUCUUGCUUUUUUAUGGUGGUUUUGGAGCAGUGGCUUCUUCCUUGCUGAGCGGCCUUUCAGGUUAUGUCGAUAUAGGAGUCGUUUUACUGUGGAUAUAGAUACUUUUGUACAUGUUUCCUCCAGCAUCUUCACAAGGUCCUUUGCUGUUGUUCUGGGAUUGAUUUGCACUUUUCGCACCAAAGUACGUUCAUCUCUAGGAGAUGCGUCUCCUUCCUGAGCGGUAUCACGGCUGCGUGGUCCCAUGGUGUUUAUACUUGCGUACUAUUGUUUGUACAGAUGAACGUGGUACCUUCAGGCGUUUGGAAAUUGCUCCCAAGGAUGAACCAGACUUGUGGAGGUCUACAAUUUAUUUUCGGAGGUCUUGGCUGAUUUCUUUUGAUUUUCCCAUGAUGUCAAGCAAAGAGGCACUGAGUUUGAAGGUAGGCCUUGAAAUACAUCCACAGGUACACCUCCAAUUGACUCAAAUGAUGUCAAUUAGCCUAUCGGAAGCUUCUAAAGCCAUGACAUCAUUUUCUGGAAUUUUCCAAGCUGUUUAAAGGCACAGUCAACUUAGUGUAUGUAAACUUCUGACCCACUGGAAUUGUGAUACAGUGAAUUAUAAGUGAAAUAAUCUGUCUGUAAACAAUUGUUGGAAAAAUGACUUGUGUCAUGAACAAAGUAGAUGCCAAAACUAUAGUUUGUUAACAAGAAAUUUGUGGAGUGGUUGAAAAAAGAGUUUUAAUGACUCCAACCUAAGUGUAUGUAAACUUCCGACUUCAACUGUACAUGUACAAAUUACCUCGACUAACCUGUACCCCCGCACAUUGACUCGGUACCGGUACCCUCUGUAUAUAGCCUCGAUAUUGUGAUUUUAUUGUGUUACUUUUUAUUUUAUUUUUUACUUUACUUUAUUUAGUACAUAUUUUCUUAACUCUAUUUCUUGAACUGCAUUGUUGGUUAAGGGCUUGUAAGUAAGCAUUUCACGGUAAGGUUUGGUCUAGAGCCUCUGUCUGAGGUGCUAAAAGCAUAGUGAUCCUAGGAUCCUGUCUUUAUUUCUAUAGGGGCCCCUAAUAGGGGCCCAACAGCUGAGAGAGAUCAAGGAAACUAAUGAUGAAGUGAUUUAUUGAUGUAGUGCCACAUAAAAGCUAUAGGUCAUUAGCUGUAUCUCUUGUUGUCUUACCAGCACCCGUUUGUGACCCAGUUGCUGACCCGUAACCUGAUUAUUGAGCUGCUGGACAUGGCCAAUAACCCUGACCUCCACUCCACACACAGCAACGAUGACAACGAUCUGGAGGUGAGGAUAGGUGACCAUAGACAGACACACACAUGCAAGUAUGCAAGUAUACACGCCGAAUGCACACGCACACACACACAAAACACACACACACACACUUGCUUUGUAACACAUGGCUCUCUCAGGAACAUUGCUUGGUCCUAGUGUGAUUUCUUCUGUGAGUGUAUAACAUGUGUUUGUGUGUGUGUGUGUGUGUGUGUGUUUGUCUUUAGAAUGGAGAAGCUGCUCCUGAUAAGAUCCAGUCUGCAGGGAAACACCUGCCUGCAGAGAGGUCUCUGUCUGAAGAGCAGUGUGAGUCUUCAAAUCCCUAUACAAUUCGUACACUGAAACCCCAUCAUCAGUCCACACAACGCAUCAUCACAACAAUGUGUGAAGAGGUUAAAGAAGUACUCAUGCCCCCAUAUAUGCAAAACUAUCCUAAUGAAUAAUGUCAAUGAGGGCCUUCUGCACUGAACAUCUGAAGUGUGGUCUGGCUAUUACUGUUGAUACGGUACAUCUGCCCACGGCAAUUCAAGUGAUCACUCAUCUAUAGUUAGAGAGGGGGCGUGUAUGUGUGUUGAUUGUCGAUUGUGUGUUUGUGUGUGGGUGUGUGUGUGUGUGCGUGCGUAUCUAUCUGUAUGUCUGUGUGUUCGUGGAGAGUUGAGGUCAACAUCACCCUUACUGGCCUAAUGUGUGGAACUGGGGCAUAUGGAGCAGGACACAACACAACACGCUUGGGCUCCUGACCUCUGUGACAAGAAGCCCAUUGAGACUUGGAGGGGGAGAUGAAGUCACCAAGUCACCCAACACAGAGAGGUCACUGUCCUGCACACGCACAUGGCAUGUUCCCUCUCUGUGGUCCUCUGACGUGCCCACACGUGAGGAGUGGACCUGGGGGGUGGAGGUGGGGCAAAGGAGGAGGGGGGACGAGGGGGGACUGAGGAACUAUUGUUACAUAUCCUAGUCAUUUAGCAGACGCUCUUAUCCAGAGCGACUCACAGUUAGCGAGUGCAUACAUUUUCCAUACUGGCCCCCCGUGGGAAUCGAACCCACAACCCUGGUGUUGCAAGCGUCAUGCUCUACCAACUGAGCUACAGGAGGCCCUAUCAGAGAGCUUACAGCAUACACAGGGUGUGGUGACGGUGGACAAUGCGCCCACUCUGCAGCAGCCAGGGACAAGACAGCAUAUAUUUAGACAAGCAUGUCAACACGAAAACAAAUACAUGGUGGUAGUGGAGAGGGGUGUUGUGAGUCUUCUUGUAUGGGCAUCCCUAUGGGUUUUCUGGGGUGAGAGGUAAAGUUGCUGAAGCAGAUGACAUGGUAUUACUGUAACACAGUGAUAUGGGCUCAGUAUGAGACUAGUUUACCAAUCGAUCUGAAUACGUAACAAGUGAUGGUAAGCAGACAGUGGGAUAGCAGGUCAACCUGGAUUUUAUCCAAUGGCAUUGAUAGUAAAUUCGUCACAUAAAAUGAUCAUGCCAUAUUAUAAAAUAUGUUUAGUCUCAGCAGUUAUUAAAUACAUACAUUGUAUUUAAGUGUACAUUUCCCUCAUGAUUAACUUAGUUGUGUGUCCCUUAGUUGACCAAGUGAAGUUUGGGCCUCUGUUGAGGAAAGUGACAGAGCCUUAUCCUGAUAUGGUGAGUCACAUUUCGUUCCUGUGUUUGACAUGUUGGGGUUAAAGGUCAAGUCAACAUAGAAUGGCUAUUUGGGGAAGUGCGAUUGGGAGAUGUAUGAGUUCUAUUGAUAGGGAUAUUAUGGAUGUGUAUGUUGUUGAUGAUUCUUCGUAAUAUUUCAGCAAAGCUCGUAUGAAGACGAUUGGGACGUCUCAGAAGAUGAAACUGAGUCACCGUAAGAUGCUCCUCUUCCACGGUUUACUAUUGGUAGCAUUACGUCAAACAAACAAUAUUAGUAGCAUUAUCUCAAAUCUACUGUCAGUGUAUGUAUGGACAUGCACCUGAUGUCCCCACUAGAGCAAGUUCACAGGAGAACAAUAAUGGGAAAUCCUCUCAAUCCAUAACAGAGAACACUAGAUCCAACCCUCCCAUUGUCACAGAACAGACGGUGCUCUGUCACGUCAUGUACUCAGAACUAGUGGCUCGAUAGAGAGAUUAACAUCUUGUCUUCUUGUUUCAGGAGCCUGUUGGAAUGUGUGGAGGAAGCUCUGCAGCUGAGGUAGGGCAGCAGAGCCCCCAUUGUAAAAACACUAUUCAACAGUAUUCUACCCGGCGACAACGCCUCUUAUCAAGGAAGCUGUGGAAGUUUGUUUAAUCACAUUGAAAUGAAUACCUUUUGAAUACUUGACAUUAUCUGAUAAAGAAGUAAAGCAUAUUUGAUCACUGAUUAUUAUUGUUGGGUAUGCAUAUUUGAAAUUCAUUGAUCCUGCCCUGGUCUAAAUCUUGGCCUAUUAAGAGCCAACAUAAUUGUUGUUGUUUUUUGUUGUUGUACUUUUUACCCCAAUUGGUCGUUACAGUCUUGUCCCGUACGGACUCGGGAGAGGCGAAGGUCGAGAGCCAUGCGUCCUCCGAAACACGACCCUGUCAAGCCGCACUGCUUCUUGACACAAUGCUCGCACCAAUGUGUCGGAGGAAACACCUUACUACUGGCAACCGAAUUUAGCGUGUAUGCGCCCGGCCCUCUACAAGGAGUCGCUAGAGUGCGAUGGGACAAGGACAUCCCUGCCUGCCAAACCCUCCCCUAACCCGUACAACGCUGGGCCGCCUCACAAGUCUCCCAGUCGCGGCCAGCUGCGACACAGCCUGGGAUCGAACCCGGGUCUGUAGUGACGCCUCUAGCACUGCGAUGCAGUACCUUAGAUCGCUGCACCACUUGGGAGGCCCAGAGCCAACAUAAUUGAACCCUUUACCAUUGUAAUUAAAGAAAAUGUCCAUAAUAUAUCUGCAGUAAUAGUGGAAUGAUAGUGUUUCACAGUAUUACUUACCCACCAGUGUUGUGAUUGGCUGUGAUAUUCGCCUAUUGAUUUCUCCCGCCGGGCUGGCAUCUGUUGUAAAAAUGGGAAAGCUGUUCUGACUUUGUGGCUGGGUUAUCUUGUGGAAAUCGCUCUGCCAUUUCCUGGUUGCUAAAAUUAGACACUGUUCGCUCAAUUUCAGUUUAUGUGAGAAAACAAACACAGAAUAGUGUAGGGAAUCAUUGUACCAUCUAAAUCAAUGUGAAAUAUAUUUUCAAAAACCACAAAUGUUUUUUUUCCAGCUGUUUGAAGCUGGUGGACCAAAACCGAAAGUAAAAGGCUCAAGCACAAGUCUCCGCCAUGUUAUGGGGAAAUUGAAUGCGGGGGAGGGGGGAUUUUUUUUUGGAAUGCAGCCUAGUGCUGUUGCAAUUCACCUAGCUUCCACAUAGGGGAGAAAUUCAGAGAAUUUCUAUGUGUAGUACCUUUAACAUUACCAUUGACAAUUUCUUCUUCCAGGAGCUUAACCAUCAAGAGAGCGCCAUCUACUGGCGUAAGUAUCAAUAACAGAACACCAAGAAAGUGUAAUGCAAGAUAUGAAGAUAAGAAGAUAAUCCUUUAUACCUUUCAGCUAUUUCCUAUUGCAUUAUGUGAUGGUGUUUUGUCUAAUGAUUCUGGUUGUGUAGGGGGCUAAAAGUGGGAGUAAGAGUGGGUUAUUCAGCCCUUCCACAGCCUCCCUGCCUGCCAUCAGCUCUUUUUGUCCCACGAUGGAGGACAAGGACCUCACCCUUGGCCCCAGCUCCAGCCUGGGGCCCGACUCCACUCGCACACCCAACAACUUCACGUCAGGUACGGAACAUCCACACACAGAGUCAAUGUUUACAGGUUAUAUGUCAAUCUGUCAUGACAACUGAUUUGGUUCUGGGUGCCUUCAGAAAGUAUUCACACCCCUUGACUUUUUCCAUAUGUUGUUGUGUUACAGCCUGAAUUUAAAAUGGAUUAAAUUAAAUUGAGAUUAUAUGUCACUGAUCUACACACAACACCCCAUAAUGUCAAAGUGGAAUUAUGAUUUUAGAAAUGUUUACAAAUUAAUAAAAAAUUAAAAGCUCAAUGUAUUGAGUCAAUAAAUAUUCAACCCUUUUGUUAUGGCAAGCCUAAAUAAGUUCAGGUGUAAAAAUAUGCUUAACAAGUCACAUAAGUUCCAUGGACUCACUCUGUGUGCAAUAAUAGUGUUUAAUAUGAUUUUUAAAUUACUACCCCAUCUCUGUACCCCACACAUACAAUUAUAUGUAAGGUCCCUUAGUCGAGCAGUGAAUUUCAAGCACAUAUUCAACCACAAAGACCAGGGACGUUUUCCAAUGGUUUGAAAGAAGGGCACCUAUUGGCAGACAUUGAAUAUCCCUUUGAGCAUUUGUGCAGUUAUUAAUUACACUUUGGAUAGUGUAUCAAUACACCCAGUCACUAUAAAGAUACAGGCGCCCUUCCUAACUCAGUUGCCGGAGAGUAAGGAAACCGCUCUGGGAUUUCACCAUGAGGCCAAUGGUGAUUUUAAAAGUUACAGAGUUUAAUUGCUGUGAUAGGAGAUAACUGAGGAUGGAUCAACAACAUUGUAGUUACUCCACAAUACUAACAUAAAUGACAGAGUGAAAAGAAUGAAGCUUGUACAGAAUAAAAAAUAUUCCAAAACAUGUAUCCUGUUUGCAAUAAGGAACUAAAAUAAUACAGCAAAAAAUGUGGCAAAGAAAUUAACUUUAGCGUUAUGUUUGGAGCAAAUCCAACACAACACAUCACUGAGUACCACUCUUCAUAUUUUCAAGCAUGAUGGUGGCUGCAUCAUGUUAUGGGUAUGCUUGUCAUCGGCAAGGACUAGGACAUUUCUUUGGAUAAAAAUAAACGGAAUAGAGCUAAGCACAGGUAAAAUCCUAGAGGAAAACCUGGUUCAGUCUGCUUUCCAACAGACACUGGGAGACAAAUUCACCUUUCAGCAGGACAAAUACCUAACAUGCAAGGCCAAAUAUAUACUGGAGUUGCUUACCAAGACGACAUUGAAUGUUCCUGAGUGGCCUAGUUACAGUUUUGACUUAAAUUGGCUUAAAAAUCUUUGGCAAGACUUGAAAAUGGCUAUCUAGCAAUGAUCAACAACCAACUUGACAGAGCUUGAAUAAUUUUUAAAAGAAUAAUGGGCAAAUAUUGUACAAUCCAGGUGUGCAAAGCUCUUAGAUACUUACCCAGGAAGACUCGCAGCUGUAAUCGCUGCCAAAGGUGAUACUAACAUGUAUUGACUGAGGGGGUUGAAUACUUAUCUAAUCAAGAUAUACUGUAUUAGUGUUUUGUUUUCCAUUCAUUUAAAAAAUGUUUUAGAAUUUUUCUUCCACUUUGACAUUACAGUGUAUUUUGUGUAGAUCAUUGACAAAAAAUGACAGUUAAAUCCAUUUUAAUCCCACUUUGUAACGUAACAAAAUGUGGGAAAAGUAAAGGGUUGUGAAUACUUUCGGACGUCUGUUAAUGUCAAUAUUUGUAUUGACAACAGAAUUACUGUUCCAUAUUUACCUAGACAGUAGAAUAUUCUAAUGCGGCAGGUAUCCUCGUGGUUAGAGCGUUGGGCCAGUAAUUGAAAGGUUGCUGAUUCAAAUACUGGAGCUGUGCCCUUGAGCAAGGCACUUAACCCUAAUUGCUCCAGGGGCGGUGUACAAUGGCAACCCUGGCCGUGACCCCACUCCCUGCGGGUGUCUCAGGGGGAGUUGGGAUAUGAAGAAAACAAAACAUUUACAUUACAGACUUGUGUGUAACAGGAAAAAUAGAAGCACCCCCCAAAUUAUUAUCUGCAUGUUUGUUCUCUACCUAUAUAGUACUCUAAAUACCUCAAUUAAUGUUGUUAAGUUCAAAAUAAUACAACAAAUAAAUAGCUGACACCGUUCAAACCAAUGAGGGUUCGGAACUUUAAAGCCAAUGAUCUCAGAAUCAUCUUGUUGCAGAUAUGUUCAAUUAUAUAUCUUCGUUGUGUUUUAAUCCAAAUCUUGAUAGCUUUUUCCAUCUAUGCUAGGAUCGACAACCCGUUUCAACAUGAACAAUGUUUUGUCCCUCCUUCGUGUGGUUCUCCAGUCUUGGCCAGGUGUUCUGCUACUCAGGAUAUCAGCAGACAGUGGUGUAGUAACCCCAGUGUUUCUGAGGGGGGCGCCGUACAGGCAGAGAAGAAGAAGACAGGAGGGGUGACCUCACCUAGCAGGGACAGCUCUCUCUCUCUAGAGUGGCGCACACUAAGGAGGAAAAUGGAGGACUCUGUGAGUUUCAAACACAGGGCAAUGUUGCCUCACUACAUAUCUGUACAUAGCCUCAUAUCCAUGCUGUAGCUGUUGACGCUGGAGAAUGGCAUUGGCAGUUGGCUUCAACACAUAGUAUGGAUUUGAGGCUACCAGUAGACGGUAGCCUCAACCAGUACAUAGCCAGUACAUAGGGGUUCAACCAGUACAUAGCCAGUACAUAGCCAGUACAUAGGGGUUCAACCAGUACAUAGCCAGUACAUAGGGGUUCAACCAGUACAUAGCCAGUACAUAGGGGUUCAAUUCAAUGUGAAUUCAGACACUUCCAGGGAUUAAGUUGUAAAGUGCCAUUCAUUUUUUGAUUGGAAUUUAAAUUCACUACCUGAACUGACUGAAUUGAAAUGGAAUUGACACCAACCCUGGUACUGACAGAAAGUGUGGGGUUUGUUAACCUAAUAACAUGUUUCAAUACAUUCUGCUUUAUCCUCUUUAAUAAACCAUCCUUUUGUUACAUUUAAUGUAGGAGGACAGAAUUCAGAGAUGGCCAGAUCCUAUGGCGCUGCUUUGUGACAUGAAUUUAAACAACAUCCUCAUUUGAACUACACAGUUAUCCCUCUUUUUUGUUUUUGUUGUUGUUGUGUUUAACCCUGUUUAAUUUCUAGAGAGCUGAUUGUCAUGGACUCCCUCCUACCCCUCAAGUUCAUGUAAGUGCAGAGAUCUAGUCUAACAGCAUGUGCCCUACAACAGUACAAGGAAGCUGAUGCAUCAAUAUCUAACACAAUUUCCACAUGCUUAUGAACAGGCUAUGUAGCUAAUGGCUAUUGGUCUCACAAAUGCUUGAUGGAAUGCCCACUACAACAAUGGUUUGCUAAGAUGGACAUUGGACAAAUUAUAAUAGUCUAACCAUGCCUAUUUUACAGCAAUGUAGAAUUAGUUAUCAUAAUAAUAAAACGUGUAUUGUUUUGUUUCAUAGAUGGGUGCCUGUUUCUCUAAAGUCUUCAAUGGUUGUCCUUUGAACAUCCACUGUGCUAUCACCUGGAUUCUCCCUAAAACUAGAGGUAAAGAACGGGUUAAAGAGGUUAAGGUAAGGUCAUUACACAUGGCCAUGACAUUAUCUUAUCUCUUCCUCAGAUCAGUAUCUUAUACUGGGGGCAGAAGAGGGUGUCUACACACUCAACCUCAAUGAGCUCCAUGAGGACACUAUGGAGAAGGUAACGGUUCAUAUAUUGAUGAAUGUGGGAAAGUAUGAAUUAAUGUGGGUAGUCUGUGUUGAAUUCCAGAGCAUACCACUAAUACUAUUCUACCGAGCCAUUUACCUCUCUCUUCCCCCACAGUUGCUCCCACAAAGAUGUACCUGGCUGUAUGUCAUGAACAAUGUAUUGAUGUCCGUAUCAGGUAGAGCUCUAUCCCAAUCACACACCUAUCAUGUUGGUCAUAGGAUCCUACACCAUCAACUCCACUACUCCAAACCAGACCUGGUUUCAAAUAGUAUUUGAGUGUUUGCUUGAGUGCCAGGUGGGCGGGGUUUGCACUUUUGAGACUAUUCCAUUGGUUCCAUUGCACCAGGCAAGCGGGGUUUGCACUUUUGAGACUAUUCCAUUGGUUCCAUUGCACCAGGCAAGCUCAAUUACAUUUUACAUUUUAGUCAUUUAGCAGACGCUCUUAUCCAGAGCGACUUACAGUUAGUGAGUGCAUACAUUUUCAAUCAAGCACUGCUAAAUUUGAACACGGGUUCUUACCAUUCCUCUCCUCCCCUCUCCGCCCCUCUCCUCCCCCAUCCCCAGGGAAGUCUUCCCAGCUGUACUCCCACAGUCUGACGGCUCUGUUUGAGCAGAGAGGCCACAAGCAGCAGAAACAGAGUCACCUGUCCCUCAGUACCAACCGCUUCACUGAGAGGAUCAGCCACAGGCAGAGGGGGUGGGUGUGUGUGUGUGUGUGUGUGUGUGUGUGAGUGUGUGUGUGUGUGUGUGUGUGUGUGUGUGUGUGUGUGUGUGUGUGUGUGUGUGUGUGUGUGUGUGUGUGUGUGUGUGUGUGUGUGUGUGUGUGUGUGUGUGUGUGUGUGCGCGCGCGUGCGGCUCAAUGUGUUCGGGUUCAAUUUGUCUUCAACAUAUGUGCCAGUCCUAAUUUAAAGUAAAAAAAUGAAUAAUGAUUGUCCAUCAGCAGGAAAUAUGCUGUAACUGUGAAGAUACCAGACACUAAAGGCUGUCGAAGAUGCAGCGUGGGUAAGUGAAAUUUGGCACUGCACUAUGUACAAUCACAACACAGAAAGUUGAUUCAAUUUAUCUGAAAUUGAUUCAAUUGAAAUCACUCUUUCUCCUCUCUCCUAGCAAGGAACCCCCACACAGACAGCACGUUCCUGUGUGGGGCUGUACCGUCAGGUCUAAUUCUACUCUUGUGGUAUGAGCCUCUGCAGAAGUUCAUGCAGCUCAAGGUGUGUAUCGACAUAACAAAAUGUACAAUUAUUCCAUACAAAUACACUACAUGGCCAAAAGUAUGUGGACAUCAGUGGAGGCUGCUGAGGGGAGGACGGCUCAUAAUAAUGGCUGGAACAGAGCGAAUGGAAUGGCAUCAAACCAUGUGUUCGAUGUAUUUGAUACCGUUCCACUGAUUCCACUCCAGCCAUUACCACGAGCCACCUUUCCAACAAGUCAGUUUGUCAACAUUUCUGCCCUGCUAGAGGUGCCCCGGUCAACUGUAAGUGCUGUUAUUGUGAAGUCGAAAACGUCUAGGAGCAACGCUGAGUGCUGAAGCGCAUAGCGCGUAAAAAUCGUCUUUCCUCGGUUGCAACACUCACGACCGAGUUCCACACUGCCUCUGGAAGCAACAUCAAUACAAUAACUGUUCGUCGGGAGCUUCAGGUAAUGGGUUUCCAUGGCCGAGCAGCCGCACACAAGUCUAAGAUCAACAUGCGCAAUGCCAAGCGUCGGUUGGAGUGGUGGAAAGCUCACCGCCAUUGGACUCUGGAGCAGUGGAAACGCGUUCUCUGGAGAGAUGAAUCACACUUCACCAUCUGGCAGUCCGACGGACGAAUCUGGGUUUGGCGGAUGCCAGGCGAACGAUACCUGCCCGAAUGCAUAGUGCCAACUGUAAAGUUUGGUGGAGGAGGAAUAAUGGUCUGGGGCUGUUUUUCAUGGUUCAGGCUAGGUCCCUUAGUUCCACCGAAGGGAAAUCUUAACGCUAUAGCACACAAUGACAUUCUAGACGAUUCUGUGCUUCCAACUUUGUGGUAACAGUUUGGGGAAGGCCCUUUCCUGUUUCAGCAUGUCAAUGCCCCCGUGCACAAAGUGAGGUCCACACAGAAAUGGUUUGUCGAGAUCGGUGUGGAGCCUUGACAGAGCCCUGACCUCAACCCGAUCGAACACCUUUGGGAUGAAUUGGAACUCCGGCUGAGAGCCAGGCCUAAUCGCCCAACAUCAGUGCCCGACCUCACUAAUGCUCUUGUGGCUGAAUGGAAGCAAGUCCCCCGCAGCAAUGUUCCAACAUCUAGUGGAAAGCCUUCCCAGAAUAGUGGAGGCUGUUGUAGCAGCAAAGGGGGGACCAACUCCAUGUUAAUGCCCAUGAUUUUUGAAUGAGACGUUAUCGAGCAGGUGUCCACAUACUAUUGGCCAUGUAGUGUAUGAACCAUGUCUGUAAGACUUGUAAAAUUGGUCUUCCUACGCUUUUUCCCUCUCUCAGCAUAUAGACAUAUGUCUACCGGAUCCGCUCCCUAUCUUUGAGUUACUGGUGUCAGUGACAGAUGAGUUCCCACAGCUAUGUGUAGGGGUGGGGGACUAUGCUGCAGAGGGAAGGAAACUACCAACCAACCAGCAGCUGAAGUUUGACAUCAUAGAGUUGAACGGCACACCACAUUCUUCACCAGGUAACACAGAGAUGUCAGAUAGUAGGAUUUGAACCGUAUGACAUUGUGUAGAGAAAUUGUAUAACCAUAAUUCUCUCUCUCUCUGUCGCUCUCUCUUUCUCUCUCUCUCUCUCUCUCUCUCUCUCUCUAUCUCUUUCUUUCUUUCUUUGUAUAUGUGCAUUUGCUUGUGUGUGUGAAUGUGUGUGUUUACAGAGAGUACGCCGGACCGGAGCCGGACCGGAACACGACCGGGAGCCGUGCAGGCGACACAGAUGGACCGAGACACAGUUCUCAUUGCACUGGAGAGUGAGUCUAUCGGAAUUAAUUAUAUCCUACCAAGAAUAUCAUUAUCACCACCUGCCCUUUAAUGUCCACUACUAACGGUAUCUUUAAUAUCACUUUACAGAGACUGUGAAGAUUGUCAACCUACAAGGUCUUCCCUCCAAGGAGCUGGCUUCUGAAUUGGUCUUUGACUUCCCCAUUGAAACACUAAGUACUAACUUCAUUCAAUCUCAAUAAUUAUUAUUUAGCUCAUAGAAUGUUCUCAAUUCAUCACCACAUCAUAGCUACAGGUACUGUAAUAACAUUUAUACACUACGUGCGUGGAAGAUUUUUCGAGUGACAUUACUGUUUUAUGGAUAGUUUGUUUACAGGAUAGUGUUCUGGCUUUCUGGAAGCAUGGUCUUAAAGGGAGGAGCCUUCACACAAAUGAGGUGAUUAUGUCUCAUUAUAAUGCGCACAUUCCCCCCCAAAAAAUGCUUAAUCUGCAUUGGAAGUAUAUUAUCUUGCUGAAACAGUGAAACACAUUUACAUUCAUCUUUGUAGGUCACCCAGGAAAUCACAGACGAAAGCAGAGUAUUCCGGGUCUUGGGGACGAACAGGUAUGCUCCAAACGCUGGGCUGUUACCUUGAAUGCCACAUUAUGUGUGUUCCCAUUAGGGGUCAAAUGUUAUCUGAGAAAACCAAUCACAUUCUGUCUUUUGUCACUUCCGUAGGGAUGUCGUCCUUCAGAGUACCCCCACAGAGGACCCGUCAGCCAUGACCAACCUCUAUAUCCUGACUGGCCAUGAAAGCAGCUACUGA